Messenger RNA from Suillus discolor, 3793 nucleotides. RefSeq names its product CHAT domain-containing protein. The transcript is spliced from 5 exons. Lineage: Eukaryota; Fungi; Basidiomycota; Agaricomycetes; Boletales; Suillaceae. The record is from RefSeq and is a predicted model, not a curated record. Bases 434 to 3793 code for a protein of 1119 amino acids. Gene Ontology annotation, molecular function: protein binding.
UUCCCAGAGCUUGUGCAAUCAUAUCAGCGUCUAUCGUGCCGAACAUCCACCGACAAUAUGAAAAUACACGUGCAGCGUGACCUGAACGCUUUAGGGUACGGUUGAAAAGUCGAUAUUUUUCAACAGCUGUUUAUAAUACCUGUUAAUAACUGUUAAUAACACUGUUGAAAAGUCGUCGUGUCUGGAGGCCUGUUGAAAAUUGUGAAUAAGUCCAGGGCGUGUGGGAACAUUUUGAAUGAACUUCUGAGGCUCGAAAAAGUACAACCGGACCACCCUCUCACCGCCAACCUUAUUUUUGACGCCCUAGCUAUGUCAUUCUCUGCACCCGAAUCUCUGCAGUCCCCAUAUUAUUAUCCCCAUCUUCCCUUCCCAUUCAUUCCUUCCACCACUCUACCCAUCAUCGAUCCUCGUCAUUUUGCUCCAUCGCAACAUCAUGCCUGGCAGCUCAGAAGGCCGAUAUAUCAGACUUGAAGUCAUCAGCGGAAAGAAUCUUCAAGUCCCGUCCGAGCGCGUUCCCGCUGGCAUUUACGUGUCCAUCAAUGUCGACUCGAGGAGACGCUGGAAAUCGGCCAUCAGUGUCCUGUUAUCUGAUGAAUCUGUAGCGUGGGGGGAUACUGUAACUCUAUCAUCAAAUGCCUCGCCUGCAUUGUCGAUGGAGAUCAGGGCAUCCUAUGAGCUUGGUCGAAUGCUAGGCGGUGGAGAGGUCAUCGGGAAACUUCAAAUGUCGUGGGAUGAGCUACUCGAUCAUGGAGAUCACCCAUUUGAUCUAUCGUUCCGAGCCGUGCGCGGUGUCAAACCUUCUAUCACACUGAAGGUUGCUGUUGUACAUGCUUGGGACGAUCAAAAUGACGCACUGUUUGAUCCCCUCAUAGACUGCGAGAUUGCUCGAGACGCAGAUGCGGGCCACGCACAAUUUGCCUCAUACAUGAAAAGCGAGAAUGUCUCUGACUUGAACGAUGCUAUGGAGCAUUUUCAGUUGGUUCUGAACGAGUGUCCGGUCGGCCAUCCAGACCACGCAACGGCUCUCACCAAUCUCGCGUGGGUUCGCCUUAAGGGCUACAUCCGAAAUGAUGUUCAAGACAUUGAUACUGCAACUUCCCUCUUCCGCGAUGCCCUUGCAUUGCGUCCGCAGCACCAUCCCGAUCAUCCCUUGUCACUAUAUAAUCUCACCCAAGCGCUAGCUUGGCGCCACUCCAGGAAAAGUACUGCUGCAGACAUCUGCGAAGCCGCCCAACUCUAUCAUGAGCUACUCCCUCUCUGUCAAGAGGGCACGUACCUUCGUAGGAUUGCGGCAGGGAAAAAUGGGGUUGAUUAUGUGAUCGGCGGAUGCAACGAUCUUCCAACAGACGCAUCCGAUGAAGGCAUCCACCUUCAAAGAGUCAUCCUCGACCUCUGUCCUCUGGGCCAUCGACUUCGUCCCAUCACCCUUGACAAGCUAGCACGAGCAGUCAGAGCACGUUUUGAUCAGCACGGCAGCAUCGAUGAUCUUGACACGAGCAUACAGCUUCAUCGCGAAGCCGUGUCUCUGUGUCCCGAGGGACAUGCUGAUCGUGAUACCUACCUAAACAACUUGGCUCAUUCACUCAUGUCCCGCUUUAAGCACCAAGGCAAUACUAGUGAUCUCGAUGAGGCCACCUGUUUGCACGAUGAAACACUGCGGCAUCGUAAUUACUCAUUAGACAACCUAGGGGGCGACCGUUUCAAGAAACGCGGCGACAUUGAAGACACGACCCGAACUAUCAGCCUCUAUCGUGAGAUACUGACGUUGUGCCCGUAUGGGCAUCAAUGUCGUGACACCACGCUUAACAACCUUGCGCUCUUGCUCCAACACAGAUAUGACGAAUCACAAGUGAGCGAGGAUCUUAACGAGGCCAUUGUUUGGUAUCGUAAAUCCCUUCGGUUAAAGCGGCUUGGCCACCCAGGGCGUCAUGUAACUCUUUCCAAUCUGAGCUCAGCGCUCUGCUCUCGUUUCAAGCAAACUCAGAAGAAUGAAGAUGUUGAGGAGGCCAUUGCUCUUGGCCAAGAACCAUUGGCAGCUCUGCCUUUACUGCACCCGGACAGGCACUUAAGCUAUAUGUGCCUGCAGGAAGCCUAUCUGUCUCGUUACCAGAUUUUACAUGAUCUUGCUGAUUUGUCGCUUGCAAUGGAGAACUUCAGACUCGCAUCAAGACAUCCUACUCAAGGGUUCCCAGAACGCAUCAUUGGCGCAUUUAAUUGGACCGUUGCAGCGGAGCAGCAUGGUCAUGGAUCCGUGCUGGAAGCCUACUCAACAUUUUUUGAGCUUCUGGAUGUUCAUUUGGCCACACGGUCUUCGGCAACUUCACGGCGCGAAGCUGCUGCUGCCUUCCAUUACGCCAGAACGCUCCCAGCAGAUGCAGCAUCAUGCGCCAUCCGCUGUGACAAUCUACCACGUGCAGUCAAACUCGCAGAGCAGGGCCGUGGCCAGCAAUGGUCGCUGGCCUCCAGACUCAGGACGCCAAUUGAAGACCUUGAGUCAGCAAAUCCGGCACUGGCGCAUAAUUAUUUGGAGCUGAGCAAGCGCGUUUCCGAUGCCGCACAGAGUUCUACAACAAUCAGCGACAGAGCUGCUGCUGAUCGGGCGGCGACAGAGUACAGGAGACUUACAAGGCAAUGGGAAGCUGCUGUCGCUGAGAUACGUGAUCUUCCGGGGUUCUCGCGGUUCCUGCUCCCACCUUCAUACUCAGACCUGCAAGCGGCAGCCCGUCAGGGCCCGGUUAUCAUCUUCAUUGCUAGUCAAUACUCAUGCAGCGCCAUCAUCGUUUCGCCAUCAGGAGACCCCCAUCAUGUUCCCUUACCAUCUGUCACUCUCGCAGAUCUGACCAUUCUCAAGGACCGCAUCGUCAGGGCAAUACGACACGCAUCUACUCUGGGCCCAAACGUGCCGCGAAACGAUCUAAUAAUCCUCUUGCGGACAGUAUGGGACGAGAUCAUGCUACCCAUCGUCAACGUCCUCCGGCAUAAUCUGAAACUAAAAUACCACUCUCGAAUCUGGCUGUGUCCCACUGCAGUUUUCACGUCCAUUCCUCUCCACGCAGCUCACCCGUUUCAAACCAACCCAGAUGGCUCUAGGGAGCCAUGCCUGGAGGAUCUCUAUAUCUGCUCUUACACGCCCACACUUUCGGCUCUGGUCAGAUCCAGACAGAUGAUGAAGAAGCGCGUCACUCCAUCCUUCGUGACAAUCGGACAGGGUCAACCGGGUGCAGGGAAAGGCAAGGCGCUCUUGGCUGUGGACAGCGAACUCGAGCUUGUCCAUAAACUUGUCCCUGCGACGGCCAAACACACUACUAUUUCUGGCGACACAGCUACACGAGCAGGUGCGCUCGAAGCUUUGCAGCAGAACACCUGGGUGCACCUAGCUUGUCAUGGAAAGCAGGACCCAAAGCAGCCUUACAAUUCGCAUUUCGUCAUGAAAGAUGAACAUCUGACGCUGCUCGAUAUCAUGGAGAGAGAUAUUCCGCAGGCCGAGUUCGCGUUCUUAUCAGCAUGUCAUACCGCUGUGGGCGAUGAGGAGACACCCGACGAAAUGAUUCACCUCGCAGCUGGUCUCCAGUUUUCAGGGUUCAAGAGCGUUAUUGGGACGCUGUGGCAGGUGGACGACUCUGUCGCAAAACGCGUCGUCAAAGCCUUCUAUGAGAAUAUGUUCCAAGAUUUGAAGGAUGGAGGUGUGAUGGACUGUACGAAGGCGGCCUGGGCGCUGAACCGUGCUACGCACGCCACGAAGAUGAAAGUUCCGUUGGAGCAGAAGAUGGGUUUCGUUCAUAUUGGUGUGUAG